AUGCAACUCAGGGUAGAAGAGCUGUCUGUUUGUGCUGAGCAUCCCAUAACGUUGAAUUUCACAUCGCUUCCAUCGUUGCUGAUAAUCCGCGUGGAACGAGUUGGCUAUUCCGGUGGCACGUUUAAGCGGGUGCGAGUGAGAAUCCGUAACAGUCUAAUAUUUCAGAGCAGUCAGAAAGAAGCAAACGGCUCGGCACCAAAUUCGAGUCUCCGCAUAUUGGGUGGUUCGACUCUGAAUUUACUACCACAUCCGCCAUCAGUGGACACCGAAUGGAGGCAACAGUUAGCAGAAAAAUUGCCUGAGAUCGAUUUAACGGGCAACUAUCAGCUGCGUGCUGUAUCGGUGCACUCCGGCAAUGCAAACGGUGGUCAUUUCAUCACCUAUCGCCGUGGCAUUGGCGCCGAUAAUGUAUCAACAUGGUAUCGAACAAGCGAUGCAGAGGUAAUUUGUUUUUUUCCGCUCCCAACAUUCCCACUCACCCUGAUGAAUCAUAUUUGAAA
Messenger RNA from Gongylonema pulchrum, 500 nucleotides. The record is from the annotation of a GenBank genome assembly. NCBI's taxonomy places the organism in Eukaryota, Metazoa, Nematoda, Chromadorea, Rhabditida, Gongylonematidae.